Messenger RNA from Nerophis lumbriciformis (worm pipefish), 4112 nucleotides. The record is from RefSeq and is a predicted model, not a curated record. Lineage: Eukaryota; Metazoa; Chordata; Actinopteri; Syngnathiformes; Syngnathidae.
UCAGUCUGACAAGCAAAAUUCGGGGAUUGCAAUUUUUUGCUUCGUAGCUAGAGCUAGCCAGCUAGCUGCCCGGUACCGAUGCUGUUGCUAACUCGGGUUGUGUAUUAAAUGGCAAACAUCGCGUAACCCUGUAUUAAAUCAUGCCGACGCCAGUUGAGUGGGGAUGAAUGAGAAAAGAAGCUUCUCAGUAAGUCCGGUGGUGCAACUGGUUAGUUUUGACGGUGUACUGGCAGCCUCCUGCAGUUAGCUGGAAGUUACUCAUCCGCCCGGGGAGGAGGUUUGGCUAAUUAGCAAGCGGCGACGGGGCAAGGGGGCUUGUACAUGUCUUCCUCUCCACCUACUGCUAAACAUUUUGCAGUUCAUGUUUCGCCAAGAGGUCAGUGUGACGUCUUUCAUCCCGUCUUGUUCGUAUCUGUUCCACCACGAGAAGAGGAACAUGUCCAGGUAUAACAUAUACAGCUUGUUAGACUGGGUGUACGGCGGGGUGGACCCCAAGUUUGAGGGCAACGGGGGCCCGGAAUGUGCCGCCUUCCUGGCGCCCCAGCAGCGCGUCUGUGAAAGUCUGGUGGUCAUCCUCCUCUCCAUAGUUGAGAUUAGCGUGGCGCUGAAGAAAAUAAACAUCUCCAAAGAGCUGAAAGUGGCGGAGAAAGAGUGCACAAAAUCAAAAGAGGACAGUCUCAGCAAGAACUUGUUGCUUGUUGCACUAUGCUUGACUUUUGGAGUGGAGGUGGGCUUCAAAUUUGCCACCAAGACUGUCAUCUACUUGCUGAACCCCUGUCAUGUGGUCACCAUGAUCCAGAUCUUCCUGCUGGCCUGCCCGCCUUGUAAAAUUGCAAUGGUUGUGUUUAGGCUGCAGGUACACAUGUUGAAUGGUGCUCUACUGGCUUUAAUGUUCCCCGUAGUCAACACCAGACUGCUGCCAUUUGAGAAAGAAGUCUAUUACAUCCAGCACUCCAUGCUCUACCUGGUGCCAGUCUACCUUUUCAGGAAAGGAGGUGUGUACAAGCCUGAGCCCCUGGGGGACAUGUGGUGGGGGCUGCUCGCCACCGGCAUCCUCUUCCUGUAUCACUUUGUCUUCUUGCAAGUUCUUGGCUUGGCGACGGAGGUGAACCUCAACAAUAUGCUGUGCCCGGCCGUGUCCGAUCCCUUUUACGGGCCUUGGUACCGUGUGUGGGCGACGGGCCACCAGACGCUCCUGACGCUGCUCCACGGAAAGUUCCUGACCCUGCUCUCGCAACACACGGGCCCUGUGUGCAGAUACUCGCUGGACACACUCCGACUGCGCAGCAAGAAAAUCGACUGAACAAGCCUUUCACUUUCACUUUCACUUUCAUUGCCUUUUAUGUUGCUUUUAUUUAGAGUAUUUUACGGUUUUAUUUCAGUCAGUGUUGCUUGUGACGCCAUGUUUUUUAUGUAAUGGCAUACAUACACUGCUCACAUGCCAUACGUGUAGGGAGGUGUUUUAAGGCUAGUGGUCCGACUUGAGAAUCAAAUGUGCAAAAAUAUCCAGAAAAUCAUUUCUUAUGUUGCCUUUUUUGUGUGCAGAAAAAGGCCACUAGUGAUAGCACAUGUCUAACUUCAAGAUAAAGCACUCCUCAAAUUUAGGACCAGUCAGCAAAUUUCAGGAUGAAUCUAAAAUACAUCUCCCGACAGAAGACACUUGCAGCUCUAAGAACAUUCUAGUUCAGUGGUGGGCAAACUUUUUGGCUCAGGGACCACAUUGGCUUCUAAAAUGUAACAUGCACACGAUGCAUCUCAAAGCAUAUUUCUGUUGGAACUAUGGAUGGUAAACUUCUCAAACAUAGGAUUUUUUUCAUUAUAUUACAUCUUGUUUCAACAAUAUAUCAGAUCGGCGUGGUUCAGAUGGUAGAGCGGCCGUGCCAGCAACCUGAAGGUUGUAAGUUCGAUUCCAGCUUAUGCCAUCCUAAUCACGAGCAAGACACUUCACCCACUUUUCUCCUGUGGCACUGACACUGGUGUAUGAAUGUGCAGCACUCCCUUGAAAAAGAGAUUGUUAAUGUCAAUGGGACUUCCCUGGUUUUAUAUAAAGGGAAAAAAAAAAAAAAAAAGAUUUCAAAUAAGAACAUUAAAUAAACAUGAAAAUGAUAUUACAGAGUUAACGCUUACACUCUUGUGGUGGGAGCAUUGUUGUUGAUCUAGUUUAUCAGUUCUGUUUUCAAAACCAAUCGUUGCUUAAUUGGCGGACCAGAUUAAAAAAAGACCACCUGGAUGUGGCCCGUGGGCUGUAGUUUGCCCAUCCCUGUCCUAGUUGAAGCCUCACAAUUGUGCAUCAGCUUUUUGUCAAAAAACAACCUAGUGAAACAUUGAACCAUGUGCCUUCAAAAGUGACCCUCGGUUUGGGACGUUUCAGCCUCCUGUUGCUAGCAGGGUUUGUUUCAUCAUUGUGAACACAAAAAAGAGAGACAUGUAUUGUGACUGAUGGGCGAAAUCCCCCACAGUUGUGUUUGAGAUGAGUCAUUUUGGUGUUCUCAAUAUUGGCCGCGCUUGUCUCAGAGCGCCCGCAUUGUAGCAUCAAAUGAAGUGUUGUCAGACCGAUGGGGAGGCGGUUGAUCAAUGAUGUCUAUUUGUGCAACACCAACACGUGUUGGAGUCGGCUACAAUAGCGCCAAAACAACUCCACCCUCUGUAUGGAGUGAAAUUACUGCUAAAACAAAAAUAUUUUUACUUACCCCCAAUUCACAAAAAAACUAUAUAUUUUUUAUUAUUUUGUAUUUUUCCUCAAGUUAAAACGUUUGGCAGUAGUAUUUCACCCUGCGUGGUCCACAAACUUGCACACAGAGCACCCCUCAUUUGCAGGCUGGGGAGUCAAAUAACAGACAGAGGAGAGGGGAGACUAGCAGGUCAACUUUCUGCUUCCUGCACAACCGCCAUCUUGGCUUGGUUGACCACCACUCUUUUUCAUUUCCGGGAAGAAGUCGCGUCAUUGAAUACUAGCAAUUACUGCCAAAGAUUUUAACUUAAAGAAAAAUGUUUUUAUACUUGUUUUUCUUUAAUUCCAGAAUUUUUUUUUUUGUAUAAUUGGGUUUUUUUUUUACGUUGAGCGGGCGUGAGUAAAAUAUAUGUGUGUGUUUGUGGAGUUUGGCAGUAUUUUCACUACAUACAGUUCUCUUGUAUGUAGUGAAAAUGCAGUCGAAAAUCACACAAUUGAACGCUACAGUAGUUGUAUUGUUAUGACUAAUCGACGUUAGUGUGUUUUGUAUACAAUUUGAGUGACUUUUGUGUUCAUUUGUAAGAUCCGCCUUCUAGAGACUUGCGUCACAGUCUGUCCCCAAAAGGCCACCUGUGGUGCGUUUUAGCUGCAUCUUGAAAUUUCACCCCAAUUAUUCCUAAAUUUCCUAACGGUUUGUGAGUGUUUGGGAGUGAAAAUUUCAUUUUACUUGUAUGAAGUGUUUUGUCUUUGCUAUCCACUGUAAAUGUGAAUUUGGUUGAAGUUGGGUCUUUUUCUACAUGCAGAAGGAAACAUUUGUAAGUUUCUGCCUCCUUUUCCAGCCAUUCAGUUUAUUCCAAUUGUGAUAAUCAGGAGAUGUUUAGUGUUUUAUUGCCACAAGGGUUUCAUCAAAAAUUGUACAAAAGUUUUUUCUCGAGCAACUUUGCAAAGAAGUUGGGAUUUUUCUUUUUCAUUUCAAACGAUUUACUAGUACAAAAAGGGCAUUAGUCUUUGCCUGCUAUUUUCUUGUGCAAACAGGGUCAUUGUGGAGAUGUUGUAGGAUCACACUGGGAUGUCUUGCUCUCUUCUGCCAAUUAAGGACGUUUUCUGAUUUUUGUCUUAAAUAUUUGGACAAAAUCUGCUCGGAGGGAAAAGCUUCAGUCAUGUGUCAUGAAACUUGAAGAGUGUGUUGCUUGUUGCUCAUGUUGAUGUUCAUAAAAAAAUCACCACAAAAUCCGCCCAUUAUCUGCAUGAGGUCACUUUGGGUCAUUUCUUGGCUGUGUCUUCAUAAGAAAGUGUUGUAUCAUUUCAAGAGUGUGGGGGUGCGUCAUUGUAGCACAUUUGACUUCUACUGUAUACAUAUACUGCAAUGUAAAGGGAUGCUUUUUCUACUCUAAAGGGAUUAUGUGUAGGUUCUUAAUUAAAGUUAUUUCAGUUGAACAAA